Molecule: messenger RNA, 4016 nt
Organism: Xenopus laevis (African clawed frog)
Lineage: Eukaryota; Metazoa; Chordata; Amphibia; Anura; Pipidae
Gene: atp13a4.S
Product: ATPase type 13A4 S homeolog
Exons: 33
Coding region: 183-3899 (1238 amino acids)
Biological process (GO): monoatomic cation transmembrane transport; transmembrane transport; intracellular calcium ion homeostasis
Cellular component (GO): membrane; late endosome membrane
Molecular function (GO): nucleotide binding; P-type ion transporter activity; ATP binding
Source: RefSeq, a predicted model, not a curated record
GUAAUCUUUAAUUAGAGUUCAAAUUACAGGGGUGGGGGUAGUGGCUGGGCUGUUAUUGCAGGUGACCUAGUGAUCGAGGGUUGAAUCAGGGUUGUGUCUGUUAACAAUCUAGAUACAUUUGGUGAUGAGGACCCUGAAUAUACAGUACUACACCAGCAUAUUGAAAUCCGUAGCUGUACCGCAUGUGUAUUUGUAUAAUCUUGUUGCUUUUGAUGGGUGAAGCGCAAAAGGAUGGACACCGGGCAUUACUCAAUCCAGGAGAGGAAAAUGAAAUGAGAGUAUCAACUGUGAAUGAAACGCUUGAGGGAAGACUUCUCAAACGUCAAGUUUCUUCCUUUGCCCAGGUUAUGCUACAAAUGUUGUUUUCCUUCCAGGACAUAUUUGGAUACAGGACUCACAUUUGCCGAAAAGUUCUUUGUAUUAUUGGGUACAUGUUCUCAUUGGGGUUCCUCCUGCUUUUAUUCUACUGGAAGCCAGAAUGGAAUGUGUGGGCCAACUGUGUUCCAUGUUCUCUUGAGGAAGCAAGUGUUGUGCUGCUCCGAACAACAGAUGAAUUUAAACAGACCUCAUGGAAAAAGGUGAAGUGGAUCCAACUUUCCUCUAAAGAUUUCAUUGCUUACGGUGCAGCUACCAAAGACACAGAUUCAACCGUUAACAAGGCAAUAAUAAAGCCAGAGCUUAAAGUGCGAUACAUACAGGUUCAGAAAAUCCGUUACAUUUGGGAUAACAGUGAAAAACUAUUUACAAAAGCAGGAAUUCUUGAGGACCACUACUCCUGUGCAUCUAUACAUUCAAUGUUUGAGUCUGGAGUUGCAAGAGAGGAAGAAGGUAUAAGAAGACAUAUUUGUGGACCUAAUAUCAUUGAUGUAGGCAUUAUUCCAAUAUGGAAACUACUGGUUAAAGAGGUCCUAAAUCCAUUCUACGUGUUCCAGCUCUUCAGUGUGUGUCUUUGGUUUGCCGAAGAAUAUAUUGAAUAUUCAGUGGCUAUUAUACUCAUGUCACUAAUUUGCAUCUUUUUAUCAGUGUACACAGUACGACAGCAAUCAGUAAAACUCCACAAACUAGUUGAAUCUCAUAACAAUAUCACAGUUUCAGUAUAUGGAGAAGAUAGAGGGAUAUUUGAGUUGGAAUCUCGGCAUUUAGCUCCUGGCGACAUUCUUGUGAUACAAAGAAACACCCUUUUACCGUGUGACGCUCUUCUCAUUAAAGGAGGAUGUAUAGUUAAUGAAAGUAUGCUUACAGGUGAGAGUAUUCCAGUGACCAAGACUCCCCUGCCUAACACAGAUAAUACUGAGCCAUGGAAAGUUCACAGCAUACAUGAUUACAAACGGCACAUUCUUUUCUGUGGAACUCAAGUCAUCCAGGUUAAAGCGUCUCAUAAUAGCCCAGUGAAAGCUGUUGUAUUGAGAACAGGGUUUAACACUGCCAAAGGUGAUCUUGUGAGAUCCAUCCUCUACCCUAAACCUGUGAAUUAUAAGCUGUUCCGAGACGCUGUCAUAUUUCUUUGCACACUUAUUGGAACUGCCCUUAUUGGAAUGAUCUAUGCAGUCUGUGUAUUUUCUCUAUCUGGGGUUGCCGCUGGCGAGGUGGUACUGAAGGCUCUCGAUGUUAUCACCAUUGCAGUUCCUCCUGCACUUCCUGCCGCACUCACUGCAGGGAUCAUGUAUGCUCAGAGAAGACUUGAGAAAGCAGGAAUCUUCUGUAUCAGUCCACAAAGGAUCAACCUGUGUGGAAUGCUAAACCUUUUCUGUUUUGAUAAGACUGGAACCUUAACAGAAGAUGGGUUGGAUCUUUGGGGUGUAGUUCCUGCCAGUGGAUACAGAUUCCAGAAUGUAAUAAUGCUAUCGUCAGACCUGAGUCUUCCAUGGGGUCCACUCUUUGGAGUUAUGGCAACAUGUCACUCCCUAAUCGUUCUAGAUGGCAGUGUACAAGGAGACCCACUGGACCAGAAAAUGUUUGAGUCUACCUGCUGGAUACUUGAAGAUCAACAGGAAGAUAACAUGACAGAGAAUACGCCACAACGAAUAGUAAAACCUGGCCAUAAUACGAGCAGUGAUGCUAUUGAAGGCAUUCUUAUUCUACAGCAGUUCCCAUUCUCCUCUUCACUGCAGAGAAUGUCUGUAAUUACACAAGUACUGAAUGGUGAUGAAUAUGCAAUAUACGUGAAGGGUGCUCCAGAGAUGGUGGCUUCAUUCUGCAAAACAGAAUCUGUUCCAAUAAACUUUUCUGAUGAACUGGAGUUUUACACCAAGCAAGGCUUCAGAGUCAUUGGGUUAGCAUAUAAGAUAUUGGACAUGAAUGAUCCCAAAAAAGUGAUCACGCUAAAGAGGGAAGAAGUGGAGUCAGAUCUCAUUUUCCUUGGAUUGCUAGUGCUGGAGAACCGAUUAAAAUUAGAGACAAGGCCAGUCUUGAAAGAGCUUAACCGUGCCAAGAUCAGAUCUGUUAUGAUCACAGGAGACAAUCUUCAGACAGCUGUCACCGUUGCUAAGAACUCUGGAAUGAUAAGUGAAGGCAGCAAUGUCAUUUUGAUUGAGGCCAAGGAACCAAGUGGGUCUGACUUGGCCACCAUCACAUGGACAUUAGUGGAAGGCACAAAACCUAAAAAUUCUGACAUCAUGGAUAUUUGUAUCAGCAUGGAAGAGCUAUCUAAACCUGCAGAUGAAAAACUUCAUUACCAUUUUACAAUGACUGGAAGUACAUACCAAGUUAUAAUUCAACAUUUCAACAAUUUGUUACAAAAGAUUCUAAUACAUGGAACAGUUUUUGCCCGUAUGUCUCCAGGGCAAAAAUCUAAUCUUGUUGAAGAAUUUCAAAAAUUGGGUUACUCUGUUGGCAUGUGUGGUGAUGGUGCCAAUGACUGUGGCGCUUUGAAAAUGGCGCAUGUUGGAAUUUCCUUAUCUGAACAAGAAGCUUCUGUUGCGUCACCAUUUACAUCAAACACCCCAAAUAUCGAGUGUGUUCCAUGUUUAAUAAAGGAAGGGAGAGCUGCUUUAGUCACGUCAUUCUGUGUGUUCAAAUACAUGGCUCUUUAUAGUAUGAUUCAGUACAUAGGAGUUCUGCUGCUCUACUGGCAACAGACAACAUAUGCCAAUUAUCAGUUUCUAUUCCAGGAUCUGGCUUUAACCACUGUAAUCAGUGUUACAAUGAGUUUGAAUCAUGCAUAUCCCAAGCUUUCUUCAUAUAAGCCACCUGCUCAGCUCAUCUCUCCUCCCCUGCUGCUUUCUGUGUUGAUUAAUAUCAUCUUAAGUCUAAUUCUGCAAGUAUGUGGCUUCAUCAUUGUUCAGAAACAGCAAUGGUACAUUUCUGGCCUCAGCUCCAUUUAUAGUGCCUGUCUCCCAAGAAAUAACAGCGAUUCAAACAGUCUGCUUAUAAGCAAUAACACUAACCUGACAACUAGCGACAAUUCAGCCAAAAUCUCUGAAUUCCAAACCUAUGAAAAUACCACAAUCUGGCUGUUGGCCACUUUAAAUUGUCUGAUUGUAGCCCUUGUAGUCUCAAAAGGAAAGCCAUUCAGACAGCCUUUAUAUACCAACUAUAUAUUUAUAAUUGUGAUCGCUGUCCAGUUUGCAGUUUGUAUAUUUUUUUUGUUUGCCGAUAUUCAGAAUCUUUACAAGGCUUUGGACCUGGUCUGCACUCCUCUCAUAUGGAGAGGAGCUAUUGGAAUCAUGCUGCUCAUCACAUUGGCAGUGUCUUACAUUGCAGAGGAAGCUAUCAUUGAAAAUAGAUCACUGUGGAAUGCAAUGAAAAAAAUCUUCCAUUAUAAAUCAAAAAGUCCUUACAAGAGGCUACAGCGCUUGUUAAAGAAAGAUGCAGAGUGGCCUCCACUCAACAGAAAAGACUAUGCUGAGGAAAGGGGAUACUACGUCAAUCCAACUUUUGAAAGUAAUGAACACAGCUGACAUGGAUAAACAGAAAAUGUGUAUUUUUGAUCGGAUUUGUUUAAAAAUAUUUGUGUGUUCUAUAUUUUGGACUGUGAUUUUAGAUUUUGAUAAAUUUUAUAUUGUAAUAAAUUUUGC